GAAGUUCUAAACUGAAAGGAGAGGUGGUUCUCUUGGCUUGGAAGCGAUCUGAAGCCACUUGUUAGCUGUCUGCGAUGUAGGGGCAAAAUGCAUGAUAGCAAUUGUGUGGAGAAAGCCUGUGUGCCGGUGGAAUUGCUGAGAAACCCAAAUUACCUGCCUUCAAAAAAGCAUUCUACUAAAGUUAAACCAAAUAGAGCCUUUUCCUUCAUCAUCGCGUGUUUCAUACUUAUAUUGAGUGGAAUAAUUAUAUAUGUUGUAGUAACUAGAAGAAAACCCCAUCAAAUACUGCCAGAGUGCCUUGAAGCUGCAUGCCCAGAAAACUGGAUUGGUUUCCAAAGAAAGUGUUUCUAUUUUUCUGAUGACAUCAAAAAUUGGACAUUCAGCCAGAGGUUUUGUGUCUCACACGGCGCUGAUCUUGUUCAGAUUGAAACCGUCCAGGAACUGGGUUUCCUGUUGCGGUAUAAAGGCCCCUCUGACCACUGGAUUGGGCUCAGCAGAGAAGAAGGCCAACCAUGGAAAUGGAUAAAUGGCACUGAAUGGACCAGCUGUUUUCCUAUCAGAGGAGGAGGAGAGUGUGCCUAUUUGAAUGACAACGGUGCCAGUAGUGCUAGGCACUACACGGAGAGAAAGUGGAUCUGUGCCAAAGAGGACACAUACACCAAGAUCAGGAGGCAAAAUGCAACGUAACUCUUCCCUUGUGAAUUGCACUCCUUCCCGAAUGUGUCUUAGCUCUGACAGUGUGGAGCCUGCUGCGGAUUCUCUCUCUUGCUCCCCAUCAAAAAGAAACAUUAUAAAAAAUGAGCACCCAGAGAGACUGCCACAUAUAAUUGCUUUGUAUCCAGGUGCUGUUGUGUUACUCAACUUUGUAACUUUUCUCCGAAAACCCCGAGCAACCCAAAAAGCUUUCCUUCUAGAAUCCUCAUUGAGAGAAUAAAAGCGGUUUCUUUUGUAUAUAA
Messenger RNA from Lynx canadensis (Canada lynx), 956 nucleotides. RefSeq names its product C-type lectin domain family 2 member D (gene CLEC2D). Gene Ontology annotation, cellular component: external side of plasma membrane. The transcript has 5 exons. The record is from RefSeq and is a predicted model, not a curated record. Lineage: Eukaryota; Metazoa; Chordata; Mammalia; Carnivora; Felidae. Bases 88 to 687 code for a protein of 199 amino acids.